Diuraphis noxia (Russian wheat aphid) is the source of this 716-nucleotide messenger RNA. It is a transcript of the gene Chchd2, whose product is annotated as Coiled-coil-helix-coiled-coil-helix domain containing 2. Gene Ontology annotation, cellular component: mitochondrion; nucleus. Gene Ontology annotation, biological process: mitochondrion organization. The record is from RefSeq and is a predicted model, not a curated record. Lineage: Eukaryota; Metazoa; Arthropoda; Insecta; Hemiptera; Aphididae.
AAAGUCAUAAGAACUCAUUGCGAUUCCGUAUUACAAUAUUGCGCCGAAUCACGCUWUAACGCUAAUUUUUUAAGAUUGCAAUCCAGUCAUAAAAUCGUUUUCUAUCUGUGAAAUUUGUUUUAUUUUCGUGUUAACCAAACGACGAAAUGGCCAGACGUGGACGUUCCCCACAACCUGCAUCCAGAAGGUCAGCGGUCCCUGCUAGGACACAACAGCGUGCACCAGUGGCACAAGCUCCUCAACCAACACAAGUAGCACAAGCUCAACCACAACAACCUGGAUUAUUUGCCCAAAUGGCUGCUACUGCUGGAGGUGUUGCUGUUGGUUCUGCCAUUGGCCACACUGUUGGUCAUGCAGUCACAGGAAUGUUUGGAGGUGGUGGCUCCCGCGAUGAGGUACAACCUCAAGUUCAACAAGCUCCAUUAAUGCCAAUGGAGCAGAGUAGCCAACAAGGUGGAGCGUGUGCUUUUGAAAUCAAACAGUUUUUGCAAUGUGCACAAAACAAUGAUGAUAUUUCUUUGUGUUCUGGAUUUAAUGAGGCUAUUCGUCAAUGCAAGGAAGCUAACCGUUUAAUGUAAUUGUGAUAACUGAUUAAUAAAAAUUAAGAAGGUAGUUCCAAAAUUAUUAUAAACAAUGUAUCCUUGAUAUUAAAAUAUAGAACCUGUACCUUACAAGUUGUCUUUUACAUUAGUUAUUAUACAAAAUUCUUAGAUAAA